Molecule: messenger RNA, 1186 nt
Organism: Mus pahari (shrew mouse)
Lineage: Eukaryota; Metazoa; Chordata; Mammalia; Rodentia; Muridae
Gene: Brix1
Product: biogenesis of ribosomes BRX1
Exons: 10
Coding region: 43-1020 (325 amino acids)
Biological process (GO): ribosomal large subunit assembly; rRNA processing
Cellular component (GO): nucleolus
Molecular function (GO): rRNA binding
Source: RefSeq, a predicted model, not a curated record
AGAACCGGAAGUGCGGACAGCGACUAAACGCGGCGAGGCGAGAUGGCGGCGACCAAGAGAAAGCGGCGUGGGGGCCUGGAGGUUCAAGCGAAGAAGCCAAAAAGGAGCCCGAAAGAUGCCGGGCAGCCAGCUAAGCAGGCCGAUGUGGGCACAGAGGCGGAGGAGGAAAAUAGAGAUCGUAUUCCAGGUCCGGUCUGCAAGGAGCUGGACAAGAAACAUGUAGGGAACUAUACUAAAAUGGAUCGUAAAGAUAAAUUAUUUGUGAUAAAUGAGGUCUGUGAAAUGAAAAAUUGCAACAAAUGCAUCUACUUUGAAGCUAAGAAAAAACAGGAUCUCUAUAUGUGGCUUUCAAAUUCACCUCAUGGUCCAUCUGCCAAAUUCUUGGUUCAAAAUAUUCAUACCCUGGCUGAAUUAAAGAUGACUGGAAACUGUUUGAAAGGUUCUCGGCCCCUUUUGUCUUUUGACCCUGCUUUUGAUGACUUGCCACAUUAUGCUUUGUUAAAGGAAUUCUUAAUUCAGAUCUUCAGUACACCACGAUACCAUCCCAAGAGUCAGCCAUUUGUGGACCACGUGUUUACGUUCACUAUUCUGGAUAACAGGAUAUGGUUCCGGAACUUCCAGAUUAUAGAAGAAGACGCUGCUCUAGUGGAAAUAGGACCUCGUUUUGUCUUAAAUCUCAUAAAGAUUUUUCAGGGCAGCUUUGGAGGACCAACCUUAUAUGAAAAUCCUCAUUACCAAUCUCCAAACAUGCAUCGGCGCGUCAUAAGGUCUAUCACAGCUGCCAAGUACAGAGAGAGACAGCAAGUCAAAGAUGUUCAGAAACUGAGGAAGAAAGAGCCAAAGACUAUCCUUCCACAUGACCCCACUGCAGAUGUGUUUGUUAUACCAGCGGAGGAGAAGCCAGUAGAAAUACAGUGGGUGAAACCAGAGCCUAAAGUAGAUCUGAAAGCAAGGAAGAGACGGAUUUACAAAAGGCAUCGGAAACUGCAGCAGAAGAUGAGCAGAGGGAGUGCAAAGUGAAUCAGAGGAUAACUAUCUCUUUAGUUACUGUGUAUUUAUUUUGUAUUCCAUGUGUAAAUACUUUCAGUAUACAGAACUAGCUAUGCCUAAUUAGGGCACCAUUUUAAAAAUUAAAAUCUUUAAGUCAGUGUUGGUCUUUUUCUAAUAAAGCAUCUUAACUCCCCAG